UCAUGCAAUAGAUGGAGCCUGCGAUUCAAUCGAAUAUCAACGGCGUGGAGACAUGCGCGAUGGAGACCCAGGACAUUGUCAAGGGUAUCGCAGUUGUCAGCAACGAAGGGAUAUCGGCCAGAGCAAACACCAGAGACUGUGCAGUGGUCCCUGCGGCAAUUUGUGAGCAGACUGCAGACAUGAUGACGGAUGGUCAGGCCAGUGAGAAUGAUGCAGGGUGUUUUGUUGCAGACGAGAAUGUGGUCAGGACGUCAGCAGGAACUCUCUUCCCCUAUGACAUCAAUUGGGUGCCUGGUCGUCUUCUACCGUGUAUCGUUGGAGGAGCGCCGUGCUUCGCGUUUAAAGUAAAUGGGGAAUGGGUUCCAUAUCCCGCCCCCAAAGCGACGUCGUGGAGGGGCGUGACUCUGUCAAUCAUUUUCGAUAAAGUGCUGAGGUUGAACGAUGAGGUGAGCGCUGACGACAAAUCGCGGCAUGUGUUGAAACUGUGGCAUGUUCUGGACGCGAAGGGCGAGUUGAGGCUCAAUGAUUUUGAGUACGACAGUGUCGACUGGGGAGAGUCAUGGGUGAUUGGCGGGUUGGACACUGCAGCGAGUUCGCCGGCAACAGUUGAUGGCAAGGUGACCAUGGCAGCGAAACUGCAGACAGGCCAUUGGCUGCCCUUGGGGUGGAUGCAUGCAGGCAUGGUGGAGCAUUGGCAGUUYCUGGUGGUAGUGGCACRWGUCUCSAUUUUCAAUGCARAUGUGAAGGASCRCGUGCUGGUUGUGGAGCAUGCAAAGCGGUGYUGRGAGAAGAUAAGGGAGGAGGACCGUCAGAUGGUGUGCAUGGGUUACGACUCCAUGCCAGACCAGGGGAUGUGGUCCAUGGUUGAGGGGAGUCUUGGUGGGCAAGGGGAGGGCGAUGGCGAGAACAGGUACAUGGCUCACAUCCGCCGCAGGCAUGGUUGCUCCGCCCUUGUUGGUUGCGUCCCGGCCAUAUGUCGCAUGACAUACGAGCAAGGUGGAGAGAUGAUGAUGAGGUUCAGGGACCCGCUUGGUGUGCCGUUUCUGCUGACGUACUCGGAUAACCUCCUGCGAGACAUUCGGUAUAUGGUGGCCGAGGACACCCGAGGUGGACAUCGGAGGCCGGGACAGACGGAGGAGACGCGCCCGGGACAUCAGGACGGUUUGUCUGCUGAGGUGGAGGGCCCAUGUGGCGGUGAGCGAGUUGCAGGGUGCUCUGCAGCGCAGGGUGACGUGGCCGGGCCCAGCAAGACAGCGAUGUUCCACAGCCCGAGGAAGGUGAAGGCGGUUGUGUCGAGGCCGCGGAGGGGGAAGACGGCUGGUGACAAGCAAAAGAAGAACCCACAGCCUGUGCCACAGACCGGUAACAAUGCAGAUGCGCCUGCACGGGUUCACAGACGCCGCAGACACCCCGGGAUGGCAGCUUUGACAGAGAUCAAGAAGCUGCAACGAUCCACCGACCUUUGUAUCCCUUUCAGGCCCUUCUUGCGCGUCGUCCGCGAGGUGGUGGAGAAGGACAUUACCCCUAAUAAGGUCCUGAGGUUCCAGAUGACGGUUGUGCGUGCUUUGAUGGAGGCUUCGGAGGCUUACCUGGUCGCCAACUUCGAGAACACAAACGAAGUGGCGAUCCACUCGAAGAGGGUGACCAUCCAAGUGAGGGAUAUGAGGCUGGUGGAUAGGUUGACGAAGCCUCGCUGGGUGGAGAAAUAUCAGGGGAUAUUGGACGAGAGGGCUCGAGCUGAGGACAGGCAGCGACGGAUGGAUGCCAGACAGGCUGAGAGGGAAGGCCGGGGAGCAGGCGAGAAGAGAGAAAGCCACCGGCACCGAAUCGGUCGAGAUCUCAUUGAUUUUGUGCCAGCGUCAGCAGGAGAGGAGAUCAUUAGUGGCAGACCAUUGUGGGGGGGCUUGUUGGGUUGUGCUCUGGAGCGGCUUGGUCUUGCAACCGGCGAUGUCGAGAGACAGAGAGAAAGGGAAGAGGGUUGGAGGCUGAUUGCCAGCGAAACAAGGUUACCGGUCAUUGAAGAAACCGGGGAGACAUCAGCAGCACAAGAUACGAGUGGGACGAUGGUGGUCGACGUGUCUACCAUGCACACAUCAACGACAGAGGACUUGGUGUAUAUGGACAUGUGUGAGGGUUUCUUCUUAGGGGAACAACAGUUGGCAGAGCGCAGAGACGAUCCAGAGCACAGAGAUGAUGCAGAGGAGGAGGAUGAGGAAGAGUACGAGGGGUCUGACGUGAAGGAGAGCGGCAGCGACGUCGGCAGCGACGAAGAGGACGACGACAAUGAUGUGUACGACGAUCUCAAGACGGCCUGUGGACAAGUAACCAAAGGUUGGGCACAUGCAAUCCUCAGUUUGGCACGAGUAUUUCUCGAUCCGCACAACGUGCUGCGUGUGGUGUUCAAGGGGGCGACACCUGAUGGCGCAAUGCAGUAUGCUGCAGUGACCAGCAUAAUGCAAUCCUUCAACAAGGGGAAAAAAUGGUCACGUGUCGACAAGGGAUGGUUUGUUCUGGUGAACAGAGAGGAUGUGCUAGCAACAUCGUUGACAUGGGGACUGAACCUGAGCUGCCUCCUGCAUGGCGCAGUGGCCACAGCUUGGGGAGAGACUUUGCACCCCGGCUUGUCAACAGGGGACGUAAUAUCCACCGCAUUUAGGAAGCGAAAGGCCGUCAUCUUCCACAAGGCCCUUUCGACGGUCUUGCAAGCUGCGAAGGAGGCAUCGCACGACGGCAUCACAAUACCGUCGACGCGAUUCGGGGACGUGACUGUCCACCCUUUCCUCCUCAACUAUAUACAGGACUACCCAGAGCGAUGUGCGCUGGCGAAUGUGAAGUUUGGUGCAUGCACCGUGUCAAAAACGGACGUCGAUAUCGUGGCCGAUUUCACGGACAGCAGGAGAUCCCAGACGCUGGAAACUCAACUCGCAGCAGUUGUAUUCACGGCGGACGACGAUGACGUGCGCCAUGCGACGGAAAGGCGAAUGGCGGAGUUGGACAUGCAUAGGCAUGUUGAACAGAACGGCCUUUGGGGACACAGCGGACCCCAAGUGGAAGAAGAGGAGGAACACGACCGUUCCGCGCCAAAGAAGUCAGAUGGUGCAGAGGACGAGGAGCCAGGAAACGAGGGAGAUGACAGCGAUUCUUCCCGCAGACAAUCGAAAGACACCGAUGACGACGACGACAGCGAUGGCAAGUCGGCCAGCGAGAGAACCGACGAAGACCAGAGCGUCGCUUCGGAAAGAGGUGGUUCGUCAUUUCCUUCGAGAACGCUGCGCAGAGAAGAAGAACGACAAGCACACAAUGGCAGCGACACCGAGGAGCGUGUCGGUGACAGAGAAAUCGUACAGCACGUCAGCGCCGCCGAAAAAGAGGACGCGUUUUUCGCGGCGGUGCAAGCGACGGCGAAACUGGCAGGGGAGACAGCAGAGGAAGGGCUGCGGUCUCACAUAGCAGAGUGCGAGAUUCGAGUUGUCAUAGGGGAAUGCAACAGAAUAAUGACGACGAUCCGCGGAGAGAUUGCAUGGCAGCUGAAACAUUGGUUUUGGGCUGAAAAAGGGAUUCCGCUCGUCGGAUCGCAGCAAACGGACCACCACCUCCCCGCUCGCAACAAGAUGCGCACCGAGAUGAAGGAGAACAAGACGUGGAGACGGAGCGGCGACGAUCCGUGGGGCGCCCCCGCCUUCAAGACGACACUCUUAAAAGUUUUUCAGAUGAGGAAGGAAGGCCGGAACCUGGGCGUCACCCUGCAGCAACUGACUUUUGCAGAGAUGGUCAUUCAAUGUGAGAUAGAACAGACAACGAAGACGACACGAGCUGCGGAGCAGAUAGAAAAAUUGGUAUCUAUAAAGCAGGCAAUCGUCUCAUCUCUCUGUAGCCGAGACAUGGUAAUGAGUUUUUCCGUCUUCAAACUGGACCGUUCCGCAUCCGUGGCUGAGAAGGCAACAACGCUCUUUCGCUCUUGCACGCCGUCUCUCCACAGGCCUAGGCCUCCAAGCACCACAAUAACGGAUGACGAUUACGACAUCGAGUUCAUUCUCCCUCAGAGUACAGCCGCCGGAGACGGGGACAGGCGCACCGAUAGCCUGUGUGCGGCACCCUGAACAACGAGGGACAGUUUGGCGACAUUUC
This is a messenger RNA of Chara braunii, 4128 nucleotides long. The record is from the annotation of a GenBank genome assembly. NCBI's taxonomy places the organism in Eukaryota, Viridiplantae, Streptophyta, Charophyceae, Charales, Characeae.